Messenger RNA from Drosophila serrata, 914 nucleotides. It is a transcript of the gene HLH54F, whose product is annotated as basic helix-loop-helix domain-containing transcription factor HLH54F. Gene Ontology annotation, biological process: developmental process; regulation of transcription by RNA polymerase II. Gene Ontology annotation, molecular function: DNA-binding transcription factor activity, RNA polymerase II-specific; RNA polymerase II transcription regulatory region sequence-specific DNA binding; protein dimerization activity. NCBI's taxonomy places the organism in Eukaryota, Metazoa, Arthropoda, Insecta, Diptera, Drosophilidae. The record is from RefSeq and is a predicted model, not a curated record.
UAUACAGAAAGUGAUACUUGUGAUAGUUUAAAAAAGAAAAUUGUGUGAAAAUGCCCCGCAAGAAACGCGCCUCCAGCCCCUUGGAUCUCUACGAUGAUGACUUUGAUGAGGAUGCUAGUUCACAUAGCUCCCAGCCGCCGGUGCAACGAAAUGCGGCAAAUGCCCGGGAACGAAUGCGGAUGCGGGUUUUGUCCAGCGCCUAUGGACGUCUGAAGACCAAGCUGCCCAACAUUCCGCCGGACACGAAACUCUCCAAGUUGGACACCCUGCGUCUGGCUACGCUGUACAUCAAGCAGCUAAUCACUGCUGUGGAAACUGGCACCAAUGGCAGCCACCACUCCCAUCACAGCCACUCACAAAACCAUAGCCAGAGUCAUGGGCACAGUCACAGCCUGAACCACAGCCACUCGAGUACAGCCAGCUCCGAUGGCCUGGACACGAGUCACAUGGCAGGAGAGGGUGCCUCUGGAGCAGGCAAUUUCCAUUUCCAUGGCAGCGGGCACGGCAUGAGUUGGCCUUUCGAGUUCCAUCAGAGCAGUCGCAGCCUGGCCGCCUUCGGUGCGGCGACAUCAUCCAGCUCCUCCGGCCGCAUGGACUGGCAGUCGCUGCAUCAUCCCAUCCAAGCCUAUCCGAAAACCACGCGGAGUGAGACCAACGUCCAAGCGGAUCUCAGUUACCAGCUGCCGGAGUCCCAUGGUCACUGGUAUCCAGCGGAAAUGCAUCAAAUGGAGCCCUCGCCCAGCUGUUCCUACGAGACGGGCGUGGGGCACCAUCAGCGCGGGAUAGCAAUAGCCACCAGCCACGCCCACGGUCUAUAAUGACGCCGCAUUUAUUAAUCGUAAAUGUUGUGUUAGCUCCUAGUAAUUGUAUUAAAACGUGAUCUAUUUGUAUGUAUGUGCAACUUAACUUAUCAC